CAAAAAGAUGUCGUCUGAAUCACUAAAUGUCAUUGCCCUCAUCUCGGGAGGCAAAGACAGCUUCUUCAACCUGCUGCACUGCAUCCGCCACGGGCAUCGCAUCGUGGCCCUAGCGAACCUGUUCCCAGCAGCUGACGGCGCGAACAGCCAUGCAGAAGAUGAUCUCAACAGCUUCAUGUAUCAGACCGUUGGACACGAGGUGAUUCCGCUGUAUGCGGCAGCAACUGGCCUGCCCCUCUAUCGACAGCCUAUCCGUGGCGGGGCGCUGCAUCACGAACGGGAUUAUGAUUAUACCUCCCAGGAGCAGAAAGACGCUUCAGAAAAGGCCGAAGAGACGGAAUCCAUGCUGCUGCUGCUCAAGGCCGUCAAGGCUCGUCACCCAGAGGCCAACGCUCUCUGCUCUGGGGCCAUCUUGUCGACUUAUCAGCGGACAAGAGUUGAAUCGGUUGCGCUGAGACUCAGCCUCACCCCUCUGGCAUAUCUCUGGAAGUAUCCUGUGCUACCCUCCCCAGCAAAUGAGGCUAUAGAUGAUGCUCAGUUGCUGCGUGAUAUGGCUGCAGCUGGACUUGAUGCUCGGAUUAUAAAAGUGGCAAGUGCAGGACUUAACGAAGGCCAUCUGUGGGAGCGAGUGUCAAGCAUCGAGGGAGUGAAUCGAGUCAAGAGCGCUCUGAGAAAGUUCGGUGCUGCUGAGGGUGCCGCACUGGGUGAGGGAGGCGAGUUCGAGACGCUCGUCGUGGAUGGGCCAUCUUGGUUGUUCAGGAAGAAGAUAUCGGUCCCUGAAGAAGGGCGACGAGUUGUCAACGAAGGCGGAGGCUCGACCUGGUUGAUGCUCCGGGGAGCCCAGCUUCGAGACAAAGACACAGACGCCGAUGAUACCGCGACCCCGGAAUCAUCCAUCAGGGUUCCUGAUUUGCUGGAUCCCAGGUUUCAGACCAUCUUGGAUACGGUGCUAAGCACAAGGCCGACUGAGCAUAACGAGAAGGAAACCUCAGGAGCUUCAAAACCAAGGAUUUUGGGAAGUACACUUUCUUCGACACUGGAAGGGGAUGAUGAGUUCCUGCGAUGGUCUGUUCUGGCCGGUCCUUCUACAGAUCGCACUUCGAUUGAAGCGGAAAUGCAGUCUGUCGUUAGCCAGAUCGAGGGGCUCCUUUUCUCCUCAUCUCUCGAUGCGGCUCAAAUCACCAACACCACCAUCAUCCUUCGCGACAUGGCAGACUUUCCAAAGAUCAACAAAGAGUAUGGCAAGCUCUUCACAAGGCCAAAUCCACCAUCGCGAGUCACCAUUUCAUGCGGCGAUUUACUUCCACCGGGGUACAAUGUCAUAGUGUUCUUGACGAUCCCGAAAUCAGUGGUCAACGCUUCCAGGAAUGGGCUUCAUGUUCAGUCCCGUUCAUACUGGGCGCCGGCAAAUAUUGGCCCGUACAGUCAAGCUAUUGAUGUUGCCAUAUCAGCACGAACAGAGAAAACCGGUCUGCGAGCCGUAUAUAUUGCCGGCCAAAUUCCUCUAAUACCUUUCUCAAUGACUUUGCCGCCUCCAUCAGACACCAAUCUCGGAAUGCAGAUUGUGCUUUCCUUGCAGCAUCUCUGGCGAAUUGGGCUAGAGAUGAAAGUUCAACUUUGGACCAGCGGCGUGGCCUACUUUUCCAAGUCGUCAUCGCCUGCUGAGAUGAAGCGCAACGCUACGGCAUCAGGCCUUGCGUGGAAACUGGCCCAUGGAUCGCCGGAAGAUGACGACGACGACGCGAACGACGUGGAUAUCUGGGACCUCAAAUACAACUAUCAACACAUGACUCUGGCGAGCGAUCAACAGAAAGUCCGCGCACGACUGCCCGACUGGUCAAUUUUCACUCUGAAACAGCAAAACGAACCGCAGUCGUGCAUUCCCCCUUUCUUCGCCGCUGAAGUGGAAGAGCUUCCUCGACAGGCUACGGUAGAGUGGCAUGCCCAUGUUGGCCUGUCGCAAAUCGAAGAGAGCAGUGUAGAGAUUGUCUAUCACUCAGAGACCACGUCGUCUUGCUGGAGGGCUUGGCACGUGUUUGUCCGCACAUCUAAAGCUACGCUGGUGUACACAACUCUCGCUCGAGUCUCAUCAGUUGACCACAACAUCGUCGGUUGGGACGCUUUGCAACAAGAACUGGCCGCCGCAUACACAGGCUCAGUUCGGGCCCUCGGGCUGGCCCCUCCAACGUCGAAUGCAACCCCUCACCUGGCCUAUGUAGAGGUCAACAGUGUGACAGCCCUGUGGCCGGAAGUCGGCGAUGCUGGGCCGUCGGUGCCUUUUGCGACGGUUCCGUGCCAUUCGAUCUGGUCCGCCAGGGGAGAGAGGAUAAAAUGCGUUGCAAUGUACAAGACAACUCUUGGGCUGCAGCUGGAAGAUUAG
Molecule: messenger RNA, 2380 nt
Organism: Trichoderma citrinoviride
Lineage: Eukaryota; Fungi; Ascomycota; Sordariomycetes; Hypocreales; Hypocreaceae
Product: adenine nucleotide alpha hydrolases-like protein
Exons: 2
Coding region: 8-2380 (790 amino acids)
Biological process (GO): protein histidyl modification to diphthamide
Molecular function (GO): diphthine-ammonia ligase activity
Source: RefSeq, a predicted model, not a curated record